GUUUAUUACUCGUAUUGAGAAUGAUGGAGCAGCAAUGGGACUGAGCAGGCAAUUUGACAAUGAAAAAGAUAAUGAUGAAGUCAGCAAAAGCCUUCAUUUCUAUGGACUCAAAGCCUGCGCCUCCUACUGUGGGAGAUCAUGGAAAAAUACAUGGAACUUCGUGCUGCAGCAAAAGAGCUGCAUCUUGUAGAUCCAGUAUCGUUCCCGAAGCAUGAAUCAGAAGCACAGACCCGCGAAUACGCAUAUGCCAAGAUCUAUGAAUGCUUCCCGCAUGGGUGGACAACUCUGGAUGAUAUUGCUCAUCAGUACAUAAAACUGAAAGAAAAGAUUAAUAAACAAGGGAUGGGGCUAAAUCUGCAGAAACGGAAACGGCAGCAGCAGCAGCAACGAAAUGAGAAUUUGAAAACUGAGGAGGAUUCCUCAGCAGAGGAAGGAAAUGAGGAUUACCAACCACUUUCGCCAGCUAUGUCACCAUCAACUCCAGCCGAGACUUAUCCGAUAGUGCAACAGGAAUCACAAUCUCAUGUCGCAUCAGAGGAGAUACAUUCGGUGAUGCAGGCAUCUUCAUCAGUGUUGAAUGGACAACAAAGCGUGCAUAAAGACAACCAAGACACUUCUAGACGAAGCGACGGAAGAGAGUCGGAUCCAGAAAUUCAGAGUAUGGCUCCUCACAAUAAUGCUGUUCCUGUAAUAGAGCACCGUCACCUAAGAAAGUCUCAGAAUGUACAGCCAUAUCAACAGCAGACACAUUCAGCCCAUUAUAGUCAUCCUGUUUCAUCUGCGCCUGUUGCUGGGUUUGGAGCUCCACCAUCUGCCUUGACAAACAGCUCUCAGUAUCCACGUCAACCUCUGCAUCCAUCACAUUCACUACCGUUAUCACGGUCGUUACCACCGUCGCCGAUUUCGCCACAGACGCCAUGGAUGAGCUCUGGGAGCCAAGCGGCUCAUAAUAAUAACUCGAUGACCGCUACUAUUACCAAAGGACUUCGAGAUGGGGCGCAUGGACCAGAUAUUCUAACUACCAGGCCCAUGCACCUAGCGCCUCCAACUCCGACGGUGCCUCCACCACCCUCAUCAUCGACACUACAACCCUCAUAUCCACGACCAACAGAACCCCUUGCGGCUUUAGAGGUACAUUCAUCAUUACAUGUAGCCAGAAACUCGCCGCUGUCUGUACAUGAUGCCUCGCAUGGUCCAUCCCUGCGGAACUCAGGUGAAUCCAUGAAGAGGAUUCGUGUAGAGAGUAUUGGUAGGAAGAAUAGUCAAGAGAGCCUGGGUCCGAUCGUGACAUCUCGUCAUUCGGGAUUAGUGCCUCAAUCGGUGCAGCACCAGCACCAGCAAAAAGCUCAUGGAUAUAUUCAAUCCUCGCUUCCAGCCCAGUCACCGCCUGCUUACUCUUAUCCUCAAUCUCCACAUGAUCAGGCUCAACAGCAGCGGCUGCAUCAACAAUCAAAACUAUACGGGACUCUAGUAAAAGAGCCACCAUAUCAUCGUCCUCAGUAUCAGGAUGUGAAUAAGGAGGAAACGCAAGGUACUGAAAGAUAUCAGGCACAGUUUAGAGAAAAUGAGAUAGGCCAGUAUGGCGCAUCCUCCAAUCGCCAGAAUGACGGAGAUUCGUACAGUGAGUCGCUUGAUGGAGUAGAGCGCACUCAUCACGCUUCAGCUUCGUCGCAACAUAGUCCAGCAAAGGGAUCACCAAGAAUAGCCCUCGACGACCAACAACCCGGGUACUCGUCGCAGUUUGGGGAACACGAAACCAGUGAGGGGAGAGGAUCUGAUAUAGAGCGAGUUGAAAAAAAGGAAAGCCCUAGAAUGGUUUCUCAAUCCACAGAUCAUACAGAAAAGACAUCCACCAAGGUCUUCAAGAGAACUCAGGGCGAGCAGCAGAAUAUCAUAGAUGAGCAACGUGAAAUUGAAAUACAAAUGGAAUCUUUAAGGAGGAGACAGAAGGAAUUGCAGCAGUUGCAUGAGGAGAAACAGGUAUUGCAGCGGAAAGAUUUUGAAGGACGUAAUAGUCAUCUGAAAAUUAAAGAGUAUUCACCGCAUCAGCAUUACAGCUCUAAGACUGCCGAUGGGUGGACUUCUAUUAAAGUAGAAUAUGACCCCCGUCAUCAGCGAAUGCCAGCAUACGAACACAGAAAUCAACAGCCUGAGCCCAUGUCGCCAGUUGGGCGCCCUCCUCUUUUGUCGCAACAACAGCAUCAACUUCCAUCGUCCCAGCAAACAUAUCAAGCGGAUCAAACCCAGAGGGAACAUCAGUUUCUGAGGCAACAAGGAACUCCUGGUGCUCUAAACCACGCUAACCUCAAUAGCCCAAAUCCGGCACAGCACCACCAGAGUCUUCGUCAUGUGCCUCGUCCACCUCAGCCUCAGUCUCAAUCUGAGCAUAGCUAUCCACAGGCUGCUGCAUCGGCCCCUCUGUCAAAACCUCAGUUAAAAUCAUCUCAGCAGCAACAACAAUAUCAUCACCUCCGCUCUGAACCACGACAGUACCCUCGCCAUCCUCACCCGUAUAGCCGGCCACCAUCAGCUGCUAAUGCUUCUCAACAUCAUCGCUCAUACCCAGCUUCCCCCUCCUCUCCUCGAGCUGCUCAAUACCAAAAGAACGAUCCACAUCGUCCUGUACCCUCUGAGCCUGGAUUUUCCCCACGUACACAAGGGAGAAAGGCACCCAUAGUUGAAGAGGGGUCAGGAACGGUGCAGAUGCCGUCAUCUUCGUUGUCUUCACCCCUGGUAGCGCAUACAUAUCCAGGGCUAGAGCCAUUUCCCCAUUCACGAUCUCAAUCAUACCCGCACCCACCUGCACAGGCCAGUUUGCCGUCGCGCAUAGGAUCACAGCCUCGAUAUGCACCUUCGCAUGCAGUGCCUGGGCCUGCUCCUGUUGGUCCGCCAAGACCGCCACCUCAUUCUUCUACCCAUUCAGGCCAUCAUCAUCAUGUCAACGGUACAUACCAUCCACAGCCACAGCGCCAAUCACCUCCGCUACCAGUAUCAGUAGCGGGCUACAAAAUGUCAAGCCAGGGAUACCCGACAAAUAGUCCUCUUUCUUCUCACCCCAGUCCUCGACCUUACAUCCAAGAGCGGCAGUAUGAUCGGCCAUAUCGACCAGGCAUGUUGCCACCACGCCAUUAGAUUUUUUUUUUUGCUAUUAUUCUCUUAUGAUUUGAUUUACCAUAGUAUUUGCUCUUCCGUCUCACGCAACAUUCUUCUCGUGAUUGUAAAUAGAUAUUAAAUAAAGUUCCGUUCAUUCUUUAGUUUAUUAGCCAUCAUAUUUUAU
This is a messenger RNA of Lobosporangium transversale, 3277 nucleotides long. RefSeq lists its product as hypothetical. The transcript is spliced from 7 exons. NCBI's taxonomy places the organism in Eukaryota, Fungi, Mortierellomycota, Mortierellomycetes, Mortierellales, Mortierellaceae. Bases 139 to 3132 code for a protein of 997 amino acids. The record is from RefSeq and is a predicted model, not a curated record.